Leptinotarsa decemlineata (Colorado potato beetle) is the source of this 3279-nucleotide messenger RNA. It is a transcript of the gene Pgant7, whose product is annotated as N-acetylgalactosaminyltransferase 7. Gene Ontology annotation, molecular function: polypeptide N-acetylgalactosaminyltransferase activity. Gene Ontology annotation, biological process: protein O-linked glycosylation. Lineage: Eukaryota; Metazoa; Arthropoda; Insecta; Coleoptera; Chrysomelidae. The record is from RefSeq and is a predicted model, not a curated record. Gene Ontology annotation, cellular component: Golgi apparatus.
UGUCAAAAACCAGCCGGCAACUGUUUACGUGUUUGAUUUUACCAGUUUGAGUUAUUAUUUAGAAUGUUGUCAUAAAACUAGAUACUUUCGAAAUAUUUAUGAAUGAAUAUUCAUAUAAUACAGAAUAUAUGAAGUUCUAAACUCUUCACUUUCGUGAAAAAUUCCUUUGAGGUUUUCUUAAUGCAAAUGAGUAAAAAAUUUGUCUUAAGAUAAAAAUGGUAGCCACUAUUCACUUCGGACGUAGGUCUAGAAUUUUAAGAUUAUGCAUAUUUUCUAUUAUCCUAUUAGUCAUGAUAUAUUUACUAAUGUCAUAUGAGAAAGCGCCUAGGCAUGAAGGUGGGAUGUCUGCUGAAGCCUUACUAAGUAGAAAAAAACCAAAGUUAGUUAAAGGUCUUGGAAAUUUCGAACCAAGGGAGGUUCCAGACCAAGAAGGUCCCGGCGAAAAAGGCCAAGCACAUCUUCUAAGACAAGACCAGCAAAACGAUGCUGAUCAAUCUGAAUCUGAAUACGGAAUGAAUGUAGUAUGUUCAGAUGAAAUAUCUCUUGAUCGUACAAUUGUAGAUACCCGGUUGAAAGAAUGUAAACAUUGGGAUUACCCAGAAGAUUUGCCCACAACCAGUGUGAUUAUUGUUUUCCACAACGAAGGAUGGUCUGUUUUAAUGAGAACAGUCCAUUCAGUUUUGAAUAGAUCGCCCAAACAUUUACUGAAAGAAAUUCUUCUGGUGGAUGAUUUUAGUGAUAAAGAAAAUCUAAAGAUGAAAUUGGAAAAUUAUAUUGAACAGUUUCACGGAAAAGUGAGACUUAUUAGGAAUGUACAGAGGGAAGGAUUGAUAAGAACGAGGUCUAGAGGAGCUCAGGAGGCUACUGGAGAAGUUAUAGUGUUUUUGGGUCUACUGGUUUGGGGGGGUGAAAAUUUCGAAUUGAGUUUCAAAAUCUGGCAGUGUGGUGGGAGCAUAGAAUGGGUGCCAUGUUCCAGGGUUGGACACGUUUAUCGCAGUUUCAUGCCUUAUAAUUUUGGAAAACUUGCUCAAAAGAAAAAAGGUUCCCUCAUCACUAUCAACUACAAACGAGUCAUUGAAACAUGGUUUGAUACUAAAUACAAGGAGUAUUUCUAUACCCGAGAACCUAUGGCUAGAUACCUAGAUAUGGGGGAUAUAACUGAACAGCUUGCUCUUAAAGAACGACUGAAAUGCAAGAAUUUUCAAUGGUAUAUGGAUAAUGUUGCCUAUGAUGUUGUAGAAAAAUUCCCCGAAUUACCUCCCAACUUACAAUUUGGAGAAAUGAGGUCAGUAGCAGCCAACAAGUGCCUGGAUACACUGGGCCAUUCACCUCCGUCUUUAAUGGCAAUCCAGCAUUGCCACGGGUUUGGAAACAAUCAACUCAUGAGACUCAAUGCCAAGGGGCAGUUAGGAGUAGGUGAACGGUGUAUCGAAGCUGAUGCGCAGGGAAUCAAACUCGCUUUCUGUCGGAUGGGAACCGUCGAUGGCCCUUGGAUUUAUGAUGAAAAUACUCACACGUUAUUGCACAGGGUGCACAAAAAGUGCAUGGCCUUGCAUCCCCAAACGUCUCAUUUGUCGCUGAUGCCUUGCGACAUCAACAAUGCAUAUCAGCAGUGGUUAUUCAAGGAACUCCGUCCUAAAGUUUAGACGGUGUUGAUGCAAUGAUAGUUCGCAUAUGAAGUUUCUCUUUGUUGCUGCCCAAGUCACUGAAAUCAAUUUUUUUUUGUUAUUUCAAGUAGUUUCAUUGGUGGAUUCAUUAAUUGGAAUGUGAGAAUACUAACAAAUUUCGUAUCAUCAUGAUGUUUUGUAUUUAUGAGAGCGAGGAAAAAAAUGUGAUUGGUUAGCUCUAAGGUCAACUCUAGACCAGACAGAUUUUUUGUUGUAACUUGUCAAAUUUUGAAAAUUGGUUGAGUUUUAGGUAUUUUUCGCAAAAUUUUUCUUCAAAGAAAAGUUCAAGACCAUUUCUCACUGACAUAGUAAUGCUUAUUUCAACCUAGUCAUUUCUUAAAUAUUUGUAAAAAAAUGUAAAAAACAUAAAACUAAAAAUAGAUGUUUGUGAUGACAAAUACCUAAUACCACAAAUGUCAACUUGUCAUUCCAGAUAAAGUCAAACUUUUAUCAAGUCACCUCUUAGAGACUUUCAUAGACAUUUCUCGAAAACUGAUGGAUUCACUAAUUUGAUUAGUUGAAUCUAUAUGUAAAAAAAAUAAGCAUACUAAUUUUUCAAUUUUGAAAGCAGAAGAAAGUUAUAUUGAAAUAUCCUUACGGCAUACAUGCACUGUGGUUAAUCAUAGUCAGUAUGAGAUCAGUUCAGUUCUCCUAUGUUUACUCUCAUCACAAAAAUAGGAUUCAGAUUGUGUUACAUUAAUUCACAUUAUGAUUCAUUCAUAUAUGACAAAUAGAAAAAAUUGAAUUUACUAGAGUUCUGAGUGAAAAAAUAAUUCACAAUUAUUUGAUGUUGUAUGCAACGGAAAGAAUGAAAGUAAAGUAAAAGGCUUUUGGGUCUGAAAGGUGAAUUGAACUUGAGUUGACCUUAUAGCAAUACAGUCCAAACCCCUUUUUGUCCCAUUUCAUAAGUGGCGAUAUUUUGAACAAAAAUUCCAACAAGUUGUAUUAUCACAUCUGUGGUGGCCUUGCUUAUCAAACACAAGAUGGUUGCUGGAGUAUCUGAAAAAUAAUGCAUGUCAACACUAGCAUAUAGUGCUAAAAAUGAGUUUCCCCUUGAUUCAUGGGUUAUACCCAACAAGACGUCCAGGAAUUACUUAAGGAUGUUAAUACACAACUCUGACAAAAAAAUGUUAAUACACAACUUUGACAAAUUCUCAGGUUUUGUCAACGAGAUCAGAGAUCUCAGUAUUAUUCAUCUCAAUUAUUCGGAAAAAUCUUCAAAAAGAUUAAAUAAAAGUAACAUUUUGUCUACCUUCAACAGAAUUGCAAACUGUUAAUCGAUAUCAAACAAACUACUGAUUUUUGAAGGUGAAUUAGUGACUGCAUUGAUCUUGAUUUGUUUAUUCAGACGUGAAAGAAAAUACCCGUAAAAAUCCAUGAAAAUGACAAUUAAUGUUUACUAACAGAAAUCAAACACACUGUUCAAGGUUAGCUUGUGAUGGAAAAAUCAGUGUUAUAGAGUAUUAAUUCUGAAAUAUUGCAAUCAUAGAUACUUUCGUUGCUAACAUUUUAUUAGUGGUAAAAACCAUUGUUUUUAUAAUCAAAAGGCUCAUCGCCAUUCAAAUAUAAAAACAUUUGAUUUCAGUGACAAUGUUCACAGCAUAUGACAAAA